Messenger RNA from Aphidius gifuensis, 801 nucleotides. RefSeq names its product leucine-rich repeat-containing protein 59. NCBI's taxonomy places the organism in Eukaryota, Metazoa, Arthropoda, Insecta, Hymenoptera, Braconidae. The transcript has 7 exons. The record is from RefSeq and is a predicted model, not a curated record. The coding region runs from base 175 to 801 and encodes 208 amino acids. Gene Ontology annotation, molecular function: protein binding.
UUAUUAUUAUAUAUUUUUAUUGAAAAUCUGUCGAUUCAUGAAAAUAUGAGCAAAUGAACACUUUGCUUACGUGGUGAUUCGAGGUUACUAUUAAGCCGACAAAAUAAUUUUGACAACUCUACCAAAAGUGUUUAAAAGUACUCCAAAAAAAAAUAAAUACUAAUUGAUUCUAAUAUGUCAAAAAAAUUAAAAAUUAAAGACAAGCUAGAAGAUGAAAUUCUUGAUCUCAGCUGGUGUGAUCUUCAAGAGGUUCCUAUUCGUGAAAUUGCAGCAAUUAAAAAAGCAUCACAUUUGGAUCUUUCCAACAAUCAAUUGGUAUCAAUUCCAAAUACCAUUGUUACUUUGACAAAUAUUAUAAAAUUGGAUUUGAGUAAAAAUAUGUUGACAGAAAUACCAGAAAAUAUUGGAGAAAUGAAACAACUAAAACAUCUUGAUCUUUAUGGAAAUCAGAUUAGCAGACUUCCAUUGAGUCUUGGUGAUUUAAAAAAUCUCAAAUGGCUGGAUUUAAAAGAAAAUCCAUUAACACCUGCUGUUGCAAAAGUUGCUGGUACUUGUAGUGAUCCAAGUGAAUGUCAACAUUGUGCAAGAAGCAUUGUUUCUUAUCUUAGUUUAGUAAAAAUUAAUAUUGAACAAGAAAAAUUAAUGAGAAGUAAUAAUGCAUUAUCAAGUGGUGGACAAUUAAAUAAUAAUACUAAAAAAGAACAAAAGAAAAAAAAGAAAAAAAAUACUGUUAAAGAUGAAAAACAAAAUACAGUAUUAUUAAAUGAAAGAUUUUUUGGUACAGAUUUAUUUGCAUUUUAA